Messenger RNA from Bacidia gigantensis, 1383 nucleotides. RefSeq lists its product as uncharacterized. Gene Ontology annotation, biological process: isoprenoid biosynthetic process; ubiquinone biosynthetic process. The coding region runs from base 1 to 1383 and encodes 460 amino acids. Gene Ontology annotation, molecular function: prenyltransferase activity. The transcript has a single exon. NCBI's taxonomy places the organism in Eukaryota, Fungi, Ascomycota, Lecanoromycetes, Lecanorales, Ramalinaceae. Gene Ontology annotation, cellular component: transferase complex. The record is from RefSeq and is a predicted model, not a curated record.
AUGCAAGCGAGAAAGACCGGCGCCAGGCUCUUCAGCUCCAGUCAAUACACUCUGAGCUCGAAAACCCAAUUCGUCUGCGCUAGCUGUCGCCAAAGCCUCUCACUUGCAGCUUUUACAGCAUCACCUCGUUCUAAGUGCGGUUCAAGACAGCAGACAACAUGGGCACAAGCAGCGUCCACUGCUCAAAGCAUACUAAAUGGUCAUGUCAAUCCAGACAAGAGGCUCGCCGGCCUCGCUGUCGACCCUCUCCGCGUUGUGGCCAAAGAGAUGAAAUUUCUCACGAAAAAUAUACGAAAGCUACUUGGGACCGGACAUCCCAUCUUAGACACCGUGGCCAAGUAUUACUCAAGAUCGGAAGGAAAGCACAUCCGCCCUCUUCUUGUACUCCUAGUCUCUCAAGCCACCAGCAACGCCCCAAAAGCCUCGCGACAAUCUCCGCCUGCUUCCACACCGACGAUCGAUGACCCGAUAUCAUCCCCUUCUAUACUUUCAGAUAUCAACCCAGACGCUUCACCAACCCACCCCCUGUCCUCCGUGUCUCUCAACCCCUCCACGAACUACCUCGACACUUCCAUUCUCCCCUCCCAACGCCGCCUCGCUGAAAUCACAGAAUUAAUCCACACCGCCUCCCUCCUCCAUGAUGACGUCCUCGACAAUAGCGGCACCCGUCGCUCCAAUCCAUCUGCAAACAUUGCAUUUGGCAACAAAAUGGCCGUCCUCGCAGGCGACUUCCUCCUCGGACGGGCCUCCGUUGCUCUUGCCCGCUUGAGAGACGCCGAAGUCAUAGAAUUGCUCGCUACUGUAAUUGCAAACCUCGUAGAAGGCGAGUUCAUGCAAUUGAAGAACACAGCGCUCGAUGAGCCGAGCCCGGUGUAUACAGACGAGACUCUCUCCUACUAUUUGCAGAAGACAUAUCUUAAGAGCGCGAGUCUUAUCAGCAAGAGCUGUCGCGCGGCAGCGCUAUUGGGGCAGAAUGCGCCAGAGGUGGUAGAAGCAGCGUAUGCGUAUGGAAAGAAUCUAGGGCUGGCUUUCCAAUUAGUGGAUGAUAUGCUGGAUUACACUACGUAUCGUGGGAGUGACCCGAAGGGGCUAGGGAAACCGGCGGGUGCGGAUUUGGAAUUGGGGUUGGCGACGGCACCUUUGCUGUUUGCUUGGAAGCAGAUCCCAAGGUUAGGGGCGUUGGUGGGUAGGAAGUUUACCGAGCCCGGAGAUGUCGAAAUGGCUAGAGAGCUGGUCGCCGGGAGUGAGGGUGUGGAACAGACGAAGGCGUUGGCACAGGAUUAUGCGGAUAAGGCCGUCGAUGCUAUCAGGUGGUUUCCAGAGGGGGAAGCCAAAGACGGGUUGAUGGAGAUGUGUGCGCAGUCGACACAGAGGAAAAAAUGA